Molecule: messenger RNA, 2157 nt
Organism: Manis javanica (Malayan pangolin)
Lineage: Eukaryota; Metazoa; Chordata; Mammalia; Pholidota; Manidae
Source: RefSeq, a predicted model, not a curated record
UCUGUAAAGCGCUUCACGGAAUGCCUGGCACCAGUAAAUGCGCAGCAGGAGUCAGCUGUACGCGAUUCUCACGGCUCCCGGGGGUGCAUUCUCCCCCUUGCAACCAGAGGAACCGCAAGUGACGCACUGCCGAGCGGGUUAAGCCCGAACGCGCACGUCAGCGAGGAGGCACUUUGACCCCUGCGGCCGCCGUCGCCGCGCAUGCGUGCAGGACGCGGCGGGACGGGGUGUCAUGGCGCGCGCCGUGUGAAGCUCGCGGGCUCCGGGCAGCGGCGUGCGGGGAUCCUCUCCCGUCGGGCCGACUCAUCUUUCAAGAGGAUUUGAGACUAAUUGCAGAUAAUCAAGAUGCCUUCUGCAUCCUGUAACAUACUACUGGAUGACAUAGAAGAUAUUGUGUCACAGGAAGAUUCGAAGCCACAGGACAGGCAUUUUGCAAGAAAGCACAUUGUUCCAAAAGUGCGAAAGCGAAAUACCCAAAAACACUUGCAAGAAGAAAGGCCACCAAGUGAUAGCACUAUUCCCGGCAUACAGAAAAUUUGGAUACGAACAUGGGGUUGUUCUCAUAAUAAUUCAGAUGGAGAAUAUAUGGCUGGACAACUCGCUGCUUAUGGAUAUAAAAUUACAGAAAAUGCAUCUGACGCAGACUUAUGGCUCCUGAAUAGUUGUACAGUAAAAAACCCUGCAGAAGACCACUUCAGAAACUCAAUUAAAAAAGCUCAAGAGGAGAACAAGAAGAUCGUGCUGGCAGGAUGCGUCCCUCAAGCCCAGCCCCGCCAGGACUACCUCAAGGGCCUGAGUGUCGUAGGGGUUCAACAGAUAGAUCGAGUGGUAGAAGUUGUGGAGGAAACAAUUAAAGGUCAUUCUGUGAGACUCCUGGGUCAGAAAAAGGGUAAUGGAAAGCGGUUGGGGGGAGCACGACUGGAUCUGCCCAAGAUCAGGAAGAACCCACUGAUCGAGAUAAUUUCCAUCAAUACUGGGUGUCUCAACUCUUGUACCUACUGCAAAACUAAACACGCCAGAGGGGGUUUGGCCAGUUAUCCAGUUGAUGAACUAGUAGACAGAGCCAAACAGUCCUUUCAAGAGGGCGUUUGUGAGAUAUGGUUGACCAGCGAAGACACAGGGGCCUACGGCAGAGAUAUUGGCACCAGUCUCCCCACGCUGCUCUGGCAGCUGGUUGAAGUCAUCCCGGAGGGAGCGAUGCUGAGGCUCGGCAUGACGAACCCGCCCUAUAUUUUAGAGCAUCUGGAGGAAAUGGCCAAGAUCCUUAGUCACCCCAGAGUGUACGCCUUUCUGCACGUCCCGGUGCAGUCCGCCUCCGACGCGGUGCUCGCGGACAUGAGGAGGGAGUACUGCGUGGCCGACUUCAGGAGGGUGGUGGACUUCCUGAGAGAGAAAGUGCCUGGAAUAACUGUUGCUACAGAUAUUAUCUGUGGUUUUCCUGGAGAAACAGAUCAAGAUUUUCAAGAAACAGUGAAACUUGUCGAGGAGUACAAAUUUCCAAGCCUCUUUAUUAACCAGUUUUACCCAAGACCAGGGACUCCUGCUGCAAAAAUGGAACAAGUUCCAGCAAAAGUGAAAAAGCAGAGGACCAAAGAUCUUUCUCGAGUGUUUCAUUCUUACAGUCCGUAUGCUGACAAGAUUGGUGAAAGACAACAAGUGUUAGUAACAGAAGAAUCUUUUGAUUCCAAGUUUUAUGUUGCACACAAUCGAUUCUAUGAGCAGGUUCUAGUGCCCAAGAACCCCACAUUCAUGGGGAAAAUGGUCGAAGUGGACAUUUACGAAUCAGGAAAACACUUCAUGAAAGGGCAGCCAGUGUCCGACGCCAAAGUAUACACGCCUUCCAUCAGCAGCCCGCUGGCAAGAGGGGAAGUCUCGGGCUUAACGGAGUCUCUGCUGAAACACCACCUUAUGAGCGCAGCCCUCCUGAGUAACCCCUGCAAGAGAGACGCCACCAUCCAUGACACCCUGCUACCCCAGCCUUGCUGUUUUCCUCUGGGAUGCAGCUCACCAUCAGACAUACCAAGUAUUUAUUUGUUUCUUUUCUCCAUUUACCAAAACCGAAGCCCAAUCCGUGAGUGCUGGCAUACUGUGUCAUUCAUUUCCUUGUCUCUACUGUCUAAUACAGUGUCUAACAUGGAAUAAAUGCUUAGUAAAUGA